AAACGUGCAAGACCACCACCAAAGAAACGUGCAAGACAACUAUUGAAGAAACGUACAAAACCACCCACCAGAGAAAUAUGCGAGACUACCCAUCAAGAAGAAAAUCUAACAGUGGCACCAACGACAACACCAACUAUAAUAUGCAAGAUUACUACCAAAGAAACUUGCAAGACCACCUACCAAGAAAAAAAUCUAACG
Messenger RNA from Racocetra persica, 198 nucleotides. NCBI's taxonomy places the organism in Eukaryota, Fungi, Glomeromycota, Glomeromycetes, Diversisporales, Gigasporaceae. The record is from the annotation of a GenBank genome assembly.